Messenger RNA from Polyodon spathula (Mississippi paddlefish), 2199 nucleotides. It is a transcript of the gene dcst1, whose product is annotated as DC-STAMP domain containing 1. The transcript has 16 exons. The record is from RefSeq and is a predicted model, not a curated record. The coding region runs from base 1 to 2199 and encodes 732 amino acids. Lineage: Eukaryota; Metazoa; Chordata; Actinopteri; Acipenseriformes; Polyodontidae. Gene Ontology annotation, cellular component: membrane.
AUGGUGAAGAACAAGGAGAUGAAAGACUGUAAAAAUAAACCAAAAGACACAAAUACACCCGGGGAAAAGGGUAAACCUGAAGAAAAAGACGAACCAAAACAUAGGAAGAGAAGUACAAACAAGAAGAAGGCUCCGCGCACCACUCUCCACCGGGUGUGCACCAAGGUGCUGCCGCGCUGCGCGACGCGCUUCCUCUUCAGCGGCCCGAAGGAGUUCCCGGUCACCAAGUUUAUGAUGGGAAUGGGCUUCGGAGCGCUCUUCGGCAUCGUGUUGUACUACGGUCUGGUGCACAAACUGUCCAUGUAUGAAGAGCACAAGAUCUAUAUUGUCUAUGCUUUGAUCGGAGUCUGUGCUCUCGGCUGGGGAUUCUCCUCUCAGUUCCGCUGCUCGAUCCUGCUGAUUGCUCCCAACAUGCUGGGAGCCGAGGGCCGCGCCUACACCAUGGUGUUUGUGCUGGCGGGGCUCUAUCAUGGUCCCAUAGCCAACAUUAAUAACAAUGUGCAGGACGUGGCUUACUCGAUGGGCUGCACUGUGGAGAUGCAGGUCAAUCACAGCAAGCAGAUGUGGCGGGUCAUGAUGGACCCCUUCAAGCAGAUGGUCCAUGACAUGGUGGAAGGGAAGAAGGAUUUUGAGGAGGAGUCAAAGGAGGUUCAGAAGAAGUUCAGUAUGAUAAAUGAGCAGGUGAUGGGAGAGUAUGGAUACAGCAGCCUGAACUCUGCAGCUGUUAAGAAAGAGAAGACCACCCAGGAACGCUUUGACAUUAAAACCAAGCUCCGCUGUGAAUAUGUAGUAGAAGAAGGAGUGUAUCGCUGCAAGGGCUGGUUUAAACUCAAGUGGAAGCAGUGCAUGGAUACCAUCAAACUCCCGAUCAUAAACCACAUUCUCUGCAUACCAAUGACCUUCGACUUUCUCUGCAACAUCAUGAAACUUAUGACCAAAUGGUGCAAGGACAAGAUUCCCGUUGAGGGGAACUUUGGUCAGACCUACGAUAUGCUGAACGACUCUAUUGAACACAUGGGGGAAGAUUUCAGUUCCUCGAUGGUGGUGAAGGUAUGGAAUCAAGAUUUUGAAACUGCAUUUUUACAUUACUGUUUUAAAACCGAGCAGGAGUCUCUUGGUGGAGUGAAGUUUAAUAAAGCACAGAUCACCGAGGACCUGAAAUUGAAGCUGAGCAAUAAGAAAACUCUGCUGAACAACGUGAUCGGUUUCAUUCAGGUCCUGCUCUCCUGCACCUUCGUUUUCAUCUUCAUCUCGGCCUUCGGAUACAGCAAUAAAUACAACAGAGAUAUCCGCUUUGACAAUAUCUAUAUCAACACCUACUUCAGACAGAUAGACGCACGCAGGAAGAAGCUGGGUAAACGGCACCUGCUUCCCUUCAAGAAAGCGGAGCUCUGCGAUUUCAUCUUCCCCUGGAGCCUCUCCAUGCAUGCCAGCGAGAUCAAGACUUUCAUGAUGAGCAUGCUACAGAUCAUCCCACUGGCUAUCUUCAUCGGGACCCUGCUAGCUAUCGACUGGUCCCUCUACAAAAUCUUUACGGUGAUCCGGAAGCACUCGUACACAGAGUACUCCUUCAGCAGCAGUCACCACAUUGAGAUCGCAGUUGGAGGCCGUUCCAUGUUAGCUACUCUCCUGCGCAAGACCAUUGGAGCUUUUAACACAUCCUCCAACAUAGAAAUCAAAACUAAUAACCUGGGCUGCCUGCCUAACCCCCAGGCUAUGAGCCGCUCUGACUACCUGUGGACCACCCUGCCCGUUCUGGCCAUGACCCUGCUGUGCUGCCUGCAGGUCUACACCAGUCGUCUGCGCCGGGUCAUCGCCUCCUUCUACUUCCCCCAGAGAGAGAAGAAGCGCACCCUGUUCCUGUACAAUGAGCAGAUCCGCAAGAGAAUCACGUACGUGGAGACGCAGCGUAAGAGGAUCAUGAUGAGAGCGCGCAUCGGGAGGGUCCUGGCUCGCUCAGUGAUGGGCUCUCUGUAUCGCUGGUCCCCGUGUCUGCGUUGCUGUGUGCGUCGGCGCUGUUUCGUGUGCUCGGAGGUGCAGAGCAGGCUGUCCUUCGUGUGUCCAGCGGAGAGCUGUGGCACUGUGUACUGCAGGCAGUGCUGGAAGGACAUGCGGCGAUUCUGCUUCGCCUGCACCUCCUUCUCUGAGUUCAUCUCCGACGACGGGGACAGCGAGUAUGACAUGAAAUACGCACAUUAA